CAGGCCUCAUUUGGGAAUUGGGAUUCAACUGAGACCCGGACCCGAUCCGGGAAAAGAACCCCUUCGAACUGGCUGAUAUUUUUGAAGGCGAUAUUUUUGAAUUGCUUGGUCUGGUUGAGGUGCGAAGAAGAGAAAAACUUGUUGAAUUUUUUCCCCCAUUUUAUUUCUUUUCCGAACUCUCAAAAAGGGGAUUAAGAAUUGGUGGUAGAGAGUUUGUAGUUUCGUCGUCCACAUUUUCACUCAUCAGAUUGCAUGAGUAAUUACUUCUUCACCACCCAGCUUCCGCCCCUCCCUGGCUCCGAUUUUCACGAUGGGAACAAGUUUCAGGCCAAAUCUCAAGUGGGCUUUCCAAAUGCAGACUCAUUCCCGCAACUGCUCCCCUUCCAAGUUUUAUCCACAUGCCUCUAAAGGCAGGGAAGCUUCUUUCAAUUCGGCAAGACUUUCCUUCUUCUCUGCUAUUUGUGAGGAAGGGGAAUCUAGCUCUAGAGAAACCUUGAAAACAUACACUUGCUUGUCUGAAGCUCCGCAAACCUCAGCUGAUGAUCUGUUAGAUUUGGAUGAGAUAGAGAUAAACAGUAGAGCAAGACCACUCAGUCAUUUUCAUUACGGGAUAAAAAAUACUGGGCCAUCCAAGAUAGAGGACAAUUUUUCUUCCUGUACAAGCUUGCCUACUGGCAAGGCGUCACAUUUUGGUAUGUUAAUGGAAAACCUUGAUGUUUUGGAGGAAGCUUUUACUGAAUCAGGCAUGCUAAGCUUGGAAAGAGACAUUGUGCUGCAACUAACAAAACUUGGAGCUUUGGAGUUUUUUAAUACCUGUCUAUCUAGGACUCUUAAAACCUCAACCUCAAGUUUUCUGGAUUUGUCAGACUUACCCAUUGAGGAUGGUGGAGGUCAUAAUGUUAACCAGAAAACUGACCGCCAGAAUGAUGACAUCAUAGUUUACUCUGGGAAAAAAGUAGGAAGAAGAUCAAUAAAAGAAAGAGCACGGGAUAAGGCUGAUAAGGUUGCUUCCCAGCCGCCAGCAACAGGAGCUGCUAAAGAAAAAUUUCAUAACUCAGCUAGAUUUCCAAGAAAAAGAGUGUUUAAUUCUAGAAGAAGAAGACUGAUGGUUGCGCGAAAUGAAGCUGAAAUGUCCACAGGGGUUAAGGUAGUUGCAAAUUUAGAAAGAAUUAGAGAAACUUUAGAAAAGGAAUCUGAAAAAAGAGCAAGUAUGAGUUGCUGGGCUGAUGCUGCUGGCAUUGAUAUAAAGGACCUGCAUAAACAGUUGCAAUUUGGUUGGUUCUGCCAGAAUGAGCUUUUAAGGAGCACUAAUUCAUUAGUUCUAUUUCUUGCAAAGAAAUAUCGGUGCACGGGGUUACCAAUGGAGGACUUAGUUCAGGCAGGAGCCAUUGGUGUUCUGCAAGGUGUGGAAAGAUUUGACCCUAAAAGGGGUUUUAGAUUCUCGACCUAUAUCCAAUACUGGAUAAGGAAAUCAAUGUCAAGAGUUGUGGCGCGAAACUCAAGGGGAAUUCAAAUUCCAUGGUCAUUAACCAAGGCAAUAAAUCAGAUACAGAAAGCUCGAAAAGCCUUGAACAAUGGCAGUAGAAGAUAUUCGGAUGACGAUAUAGCAAAGGCUACUGGUCUACCUUUGGCCAAGGUUAGGGUUGCUAGCAACUGUUUGAAAGUUGUGGGUUCUGUUGAUCAGAAGAUGGGUGAUGGACUAAAUAUGAAAUAUAUGGAAUUUACAGCAGAUACGUCAAUACAAAGCCCAGAAGAAACCGUGAAGCAGAAACUAAUGAAGAAAGACAUCUUUAAUCUUCUUGAAGGCUUGGAGCCAAGGGAGAGGCAGGUCCUGGCACUGCGAUAUGGACUUCAGGAUUUCCAACCCAAGUCACUUGAGGAAAUUGGGAAACUUUUGCACGUAAGCAAGGAGUGGGUUCGAAAAAUCGAAAAGAAAGCCAUGACAAAGCUGAAAAAUGAAGAGACUACGGGGAAUUUGUGCCAUUAUUUGGAUUGAUAUACUUCUUUCAGCAUGAGAAACUCCAGUAUUUUCUAAACUUGCAGAAGGCCAAGGAAGCCUAGGUUCAAACUGCUCUUUCAUGCCAUACUAACAAAGUUAGUCACAAGAAAACACGAUGAUGGUCCAAACGAGAUAUCUCGUUCCUCGACGACUCUCACUGAGUAAAGAAUUCUGUACAGUUCCAUACAUGAUGCAUUACAUGCCAGCCUCUGUACUGCUGAAACAUCGACCCAUCUGCUCACUGGUUCGUGUUUUUUUGAUGUAAAAUCUGAUGUUCUAUAUUCCCAUCAUGCAUUGAUGAGGCUUUAGAUAAAGAUUGUUAUCCUAGGUAUGGCCAAACCUUCCAUGUAUAUGUAUAUGCAUAUAGCAAUUUUAAACCUAUAGCUCCACAUAUAUGACAAUAUUUCAUAUGCAGGGCAAUCCAUGCCACUUUGUAGAGGUGUAUAUCUGGAGGAGCAUAGUUGAUUUUAUCAAUACAGAUUUUCUUUUGGCUUUGUGUUCA
Messenger RNA from Momordica charantia (bitter melon), 2501 nucleotides. RefSeq names its product RNApolymerase sigma-subunit C (gene SIGC). The record is from RefSeq and is a predicted model, not a curated record. Gene Ontology annotation, molecular function: DNA-binding transcription factor activity. NCBI's taxonomy places the organism in Eukaryota, Viridiplantae, Streptophyta, Magnoliopsida, Cucurbitales, Cucurbitaceae. Gene Ontology annotation, biological process: DNA-templated transcription initiation; regulation of DNA-templated transcription.